GGAGACAAGCGACCGUCAUGAUGCGAUGCUGUGCUUGUUGCUGAGUGCCGUGGAAGCGGUAGAGUUAAAUGCCGGUCGGUGGGGUUGCCUGAUCAUCUAGUUCGUCACAUCUCUGCGAUCAGGCGAGCAGACUCGAGUGCGCGCCACGACCAUUGAAGAGCUCCACAGCUUGAGCGACUUCGGCAGGUAUAUAUUACUUGUUAGCUACUCACCCACUGUACCUUUCUUCAACCGAGCAUUCAUCCUCGUAAAUCAGAGUGAUCUAAAAACCUUGACCUACAUAAAGCUGAUCACCGCCCUUAUCUUUCACCUCUACCGCAUACCCGGCCACCCACAUUCACAAUGGGCAAGGUUCUCCUCGUUUUGUAUGAUGGCUUCGAACACGCCAAGCAGGAGCCGCAGUUGCUAGGUACGACCGAGAACGAGCUUGGCCUCCGACAGUGGAUCGAGGAGCAGGGUCACACCCUCGUGACCACCUCCGACAAGGAGGGUGAGAAUAGCAAGUUCGACCAAGAGCUCGUUGAUGCCGAGGUCAUCAUUACCACCCCCUUCCACCCAGGCUACCUUACGGCGGAGCGUCUCGAGAAGGCGAAGAAGCUCAAGAUUGCUAUAACUGCCGGUAUCGGUUCUGACCACGUUGACCUUAAUGCUGCCAACAAAACUAACGGUGGCAUCACCGUCGCUGAGGUCACCGGCUCGAACGUCGUCUCCGUAGCUGAGCACGUGGUCAUGACCAUCCUCGUCCUUGUCCGCAACUUCGUGCCAGCCCACGAGCAGAUUGCUGCCGGUGACUGGAACGUUGCUGCAGUCGCUAAGAACGAGUACGAUCUUGAGAAUAAGGUCGUCGGCACUGUCGCCGUUGGCCGCAUUGGCGAGCGUGUCCUUCGCAGACUAAAGGCCUUCGAAUGCAAGGAGCUCCUCUACUUCGACUACCAGCCACUUUCCGCCGAGAAGGAGAAGGAAAUCGGGUGCAGGCGAGUCGAGAACCUCGAGGACAUGCUGGCUCAGUGUGACGUUGUCACGAUCAACUGCCCGCUGCACGAGAAGACCCGUGGCAUGUUUAACAAGGAGCUCAUUAGCAAGAUGAAGAAAGGCUCGUGGCUCGUGAACACUGCCCGUGGCGCCAUCGUCGUCAAGGAGGAUGUUGCCGAGGCCCUCAAGAGCGGCCAGCUCCGCGGCUACGGUGGUGAUGUGUGGUUCCCGCAACCAGCACCAAAGGACCACUCGCUCCGCUACGCAUCGUACACCACCUGGGGCGGCGGAAACGCCACGGUACCGCACAUGUCUGGUACUUCGCUCGACGCGCAGAAGCGCUACGCUGCUGGUACGAAAGCCAUCUUGGACUCGUACUUCAGCGGACGGGAAGAUUACAGGCCGGAAGAUCUCAUCGUGCACAAGGGCGAUUACGCCACAAAGGCCUACGGCCAGCGCGAGAAGAAAUAGAUCGGGUACGCGUAAACAUAUGAAGAGACAUGUAAACAAAGUUUGAAGGGGGUCGAUACUGUUGGAUAUUAGAAGUGGUGAGAACGUACCAAUGCAUCGUAACAGCAUGCCGAGUCUGCAGGACAACUCUGUCAACUGAUUAUGGUAUACGGCGGAAACAUUGUACGUCCACUGUCUCAUACUCGCUCCGUCG
Molecule: messenger RNA, 1636 nt
Organism: Baudoinia panamericana UAMH 10762
Lineage: Eukaryota; Fungi; Ascomycota; Dothideomycetes; Mycosphaerellales; Teratosphaeriaceae
Exons: 6
Coding region: 343-1443 (366 amino acids)
Cellular component (GO): cytosol
Molecular function (GO): NAD binding; oxidoreductase activity, acting on the CH-OH group of donors, NAD or NADP as acceptor; formate dehydrogenase (NAD+) activity
Source: RefSeq, a predicted model, not a curated record